Durusdinium trenchii is the source of this 2385-nucleotide messenger RNA. Lineage: Eukaryota; Dinophyceae; Suessiales; Symbiodiniaceae. The record is from the annotation of a GenBank genome assembly.
AUGGAGAUGAAAGGCAGCAGCUAUGAAAUACCAUCUUUUGCUGUGGCACAGUUCUUUCGAGUCGCUGGCGAGGCUGGUCGAAGCGAGGAGUUCUUGGAAGCAGCCAGCAAGAACGACUUGGAGAUUUCGGUGGAAGCAUAUUGUGUUAUUUUAGUGGACUGUGUGCGAACGAGCAACCUCAAGUUGGCCGAGAAGGUGGAGACUGCUGUGAGAUCCACCAGAACGACCAUCUCUCCUCAGCUCUAUGAGAUGUUGAUCAAAGUCUACAUGCUUGGCUCUGAUGAGAGAGCCAUUGUAAUCUUCAAGGAGCUUCAACGCUCGGAUGGCGUCAGCGAGACCUUCUGUGUAAAAUUGCUGGCGCGCUGCGCAGAGUGCAAGUUUCUGAGCUUUGCAGAGGAGAUCAUCAAGCAUUGCCGAACUAUCAAGGUCAUGACUUUGUCAGUCUACAGUGCCUUGAUGAAAGUGUAUGCAUAUUCUGGGUUGUACGAGAAAGCAUGCGAUCUCUAUGAAGAGAUCAAACGGGAAGGUGUUGAGCCUGAUGCGAUGAUGUACGGGUGUCUUAUGAAGUUUGCAGUCGAGUGUGGGCGCAAGUCUCUCCUACAAGAGUUGUCGGAAAAAGUGCCAAGCCUUGACAUUCAGCAUUACAUGUCGAUGAUACGUUCUGCUGGCUGUGACGGUGAUGUUGCCCGAGCAUUUGCCGUGUUUGAACGAUUGAAGAAAAGUCCUGUGUCGGCUGACGUUGCUGCCUUCAACUGUGUUCUGGAUGUUUGUGUCCGUGCUGGUGAUAUGAAGAGUGCAAAAGAAUUGAUGGAAGACAUGCGUCCGCAGAAUAUGGUAGAUAUCAUCACUUACAACACCAUGAUCAAGGGCCUUUGCAAUCAAAGGGAUGUGAAAGGCGCCCGGUUGAUGAUGCAAGAGAUGGAAGAGAGAGGAAUUGCCGCCAAUGAUGUGUCUUACAAUUGCUUGAUCAAUGCUGCUGUGAGCUCUGGCAAUAUGUCAGAAGCUUGGGACCUGGUAAAGACCAUGGAGUCCAAGGGCGUACGCCCUGAUCGCUACACCAUAUCCACAAUCAUGAAAACUCUCAAAAGGACCACGCCACCAGGCCAUGCAGCAAAAUGCUUUGAUCUACUGGAUCGCUCUGGAGUCGAUCUUUGUCAGGAUGAAAUCCUUCUGAAUAUUGUGCUGGAGACCGGCAUUCGGCACAAAGAGCUGAAGCGGAUGAAUGGGAUCUUGGAAGCCUUUGAGCAAUCCAAAAUCCGUCCAUCGACACCAACAUACGGAUCUCUGAUCAAAGCAUAUGGGAUCAUGAAGAGACCGGACAGAUGUUGGGAAAUUUGGAAGGAGAUGACAGAUCAACGAGGUUUGACACCGACACACAUUGUGAUUGGUUGCAUGCUGGAUGCCUUAGUAUGCAAUGGCUUGGUAGAUGAUGCAGAACGUAUUUUUUACGAAUACUCCACGGCACCAAACGUGAUCUUGUACUCUAUCCUUUUCAAGGGCUUUGCAGCAACUCAUCAGCCAAAGCGAGCUAUGGAUUUGUGGAGAAGCAUGCGGAAGAAGGGCUUGACGAUGAACACAGUCGGCUACAAUUCUGUCAUUGAUUCACAGGCUCGGCUGGGAAAUGUGGAGGAGGUGACUGAGAUCAUGAGUGCAAUGUCUGAAGAAGGCAUCAAGCCGGACAGGAUUACUCAUUCGAUCAUCGUGAAAGCAUACUGCAUCAGAGGUGACUUCAAGCGAGCUAUUGCUACUAUCCACAGUAUGCAGGACUGCAACGUGGAACACGAUGCGGUGGUGUACAACACCUGUAUGGAUGCAUGUUCUAAGCACUCCAGGGUGGAGUUGGUGGAUCAGCUCUUGGAAGAAAUGCUGACUCACAAAAUUGCCCCGACGAACUUCACCCUUGGAAUUCUGGUGAAGACAUGCGCGCGGGCAAAGCAGCUGGACAAAGCGUUUGAGAUGGUGGACAAGUUGCCAAAAAUUGGAAAAUUUGCGCCGAACCAGCAGGUGUGGAUGAGCCUCAUGCAGUGUUGUAUCAACAACGGCUCCCCUCAAAAGGCGUUGGAAGUCUUUCAUGAAAUGCGGAAAUGUAGCCAUGGAGUUGACUGCAAGGUUUACCAGGUCUUGAUAUCUGGUCUGGUGAAAUAUGGUUGUUUAGCUGAAGCCGUGAAGCUGGUAGAAGAGGCUUGUGGCCUCUGGGAAUUACCAAAAUCCCGGAGCAAGCAGCACCUCAGCCUGGAUUGCCUGGAGGCGCUCUUCGAGGCGAUAAUGCGCCAAAAUUCGAGGCAAGAAUUGGCUUUACCACUCUUGGAGCGUCUUAGGGCGGCGCAGAUUCCCGUCAGUUCACGAAUGGUGGCGCUCGCGUUUGCGGCCAUUGAAGAUGCCUAG